GUGGUAUGUCCCGAAACGCUACGAAAUUUUGUUCAUGGUCUUCGUAGGAAACGGCUUGUUGUACGCCAUGCGGAUCAAUGUGAGCGUUACCAUGGCCGCGAUGACAAACGCCACAUACACAACGUUCGAUCAUGGUGAAGGCUAUAAUCAAACUGUGGAAACGUGCCCCAAACCGAAUAAUUCGACUGAGUCCACGAAUGAAAACGGAGAAUUCCUGUGGACGGCGCACCAGCAAGAACUCAUCAUCGCUGGGUUCUUCUACGGCUAUUCCGUCUCACAGAUUCCGGCAGGAUGGCUUACGGAUAAAAUCGGAGGAACUCGGGUGUUCGGCUUCGGCAUGUUCAUAUCCGGGAUAUCCAGUCUGCUAGGGCCUACAGCCGCUUGGAUGGGACCGGAGUUUCUGCUUGCAAUUCGGAUCUUUUGUGGCUUUUUCGAGACGGGUAAGAUUGCAAUACCCGUGAAGUCUAUCAUACUCUCAAUACCAGUCUGGGCUAUCAUCAUCUGCUCAUUUGUUGGAACGUGGGCCAACAACGUCGUGUUUACAAAUCAACCUAUCUAUCUUAAACACGUUCAAGGCAUGAACAUUGAAUUGAUUGGUAUCCUCUCUUCCAUUCCCUUCCUGGCUGAAGGGGGUAUGCUGGUUUUAUGUAGCAAACUCGCAAUCAAAUUAAUCAACGAAAAAACACUCAGCGUGGUGGCCACGAGGAAACUUUUAACUGCAAUAGGUCUUGGGCUCACCGCCGGAUCAUUCCUGCUGUUGGCCUAUGUGGGAUGCAACAGCGCCCUCUCAGUCGUCUUGAUGAUCAGUGCAACAGGGUUCAACGGUAUCGCCUCCAGUGGUUACUACGUCAACCUCAUGGACAUCGCUCCCAGGUUUGCAGGUAGUCUCCUCGGCUUUGUCAACACCUCAUCGGCCAUAUCCGGUGCCUUGACACCGUAUGUUAUUGGUGUCUUCACGACAAAUCAGGCUGACAUUCUUGGAUGGCAGACAGUCUUCUUCAUUUCAACUGGACUGACUCUGCUAGCUGCACUCGUGUACAGUAUCCUUGGAUCUGGUGAAGUGCAAGAAUGGGCUAAAUCAUCUAAUGAAGAAACCUUGUGAAGUUCACCCAAGUGGGAAUUAUUCUCAUCCAUAAGACUGUGCUGGCUCACUUCAUGUUUAACCAACGUUGGGUUGUACGCUUCCAAUUAAACAUGUAUACUCUGUUUUCUUUAAUCAAGAUGUUUGUCUACGUCGAGUUACGACUUCCGCCUAGCCCACACCACUCUUCAAUGUAAAGUAAGAUACACCCCAGCCCAUUUGACCAAGUUGCGGUAAAUGAUCAUAAGGUAUGAGGGAAGAAACAAGGACAAUCGGCCUCAAGGUCCAUUUGCCUCGUAAGAAGCCAUGUUUCAUUCGAAUCGUAACUGUAAAAGUCAAUUAGAAAGUCAACCACGAAAUUUCUAUCUCGUCUGUCGUUAACAUUUGGAGUUUCUUGUUUGCGUAUAGAGAGGAAACUAGGUACCAUGACAACUUGACAACUACGACAAGAAACUGGGGAAGUUGCUCAGAGCAUUAAGUGAUAUCCCUCAUUAUAAACCAUAAAUAAUAAUUAUAAUAGGCAUUUAUAUUGCACCAUCUAUCUAAAAUAAUCUAUUCCGAGGCGCAUUGUUCUUAGUAUUGUUACCCCAGCUUUAGCUCGAGUUGCCUUUCAGCGCUUAGUGGAUUCAAGGAAUUAAUCCUGCCGGGUACCAAUUCACCUCACCUGAGUUGAGUGCAGCACAAU
Molecule: messenger RNA, 1766 nt
Organism: Lytechinus variegatus (green sea urchin)
Lineage: Eukaryota; Metazoa; Echinodermata; Echinoidea; Temnopleuroida; Toxopneustidae
Product: putative inorganic phosphate cotransporter
Exons: 6
Coding region: 35-1102 (355 amino acids)
Biological process (GO): monoatomic anion transport; transmembrane transport
Molecular function (GO): transmembrane transporter activity
Source: RefSeq, a predicted model, not a curated record